AUGGAAAACUUGCUGGCGGUAGGCAUUUACGUCUUGGUGGUUGGAGUAGUUUUCAAGAAUGCCAUCCGAUAUAUCACUGAUGAGAAAAAGAGGAAGGCCCUUGGUGCCGGCAAAAUACCUGCGUACCCUCAAUGGGAUCCCAUCUUUGGACUCGACAUGGCAUGGAGUCAGAUGAGAGCGCUUAAGGGCCAUUAUUACAUCCCUUGGUUACGCGACAUUCACGCAGGUCAACCCAAGACAUUCUCUAUCAAGUUUCUUAACACUCGUCAAAUUUACACCACGGAACCCGAAAACCUCAAGGCCAUGACUGCGGUCGUCUGGAAGGACUUUGGUAUUAGCCCUCUGCGCCGGUUCAAGAACAUCGGCCAUCCAUUUGGUGAUAAGGGAGUCAACACCACGGACGGUGACGAUUGGGUCUUUUCCCGCUUUCUUAUCAAGCCAUUCUUCAAUCGUGAAGUAUACACUAGCAGCGAAAGACUGCGAGGGUAUACUGAUCACUUCCUGCGCAUCUUGCCCCCAGAUGGUCAGACUCUGAAUGUUCAGCCAUACUUCCAGCGAUGGUUCCUUGACGUUACGACUGACUUCAUUUUCGGUGAGCCCAUGGACGCACUUACACACCCGGACAGAGCAAGAAUUACCUGGGCCAUGUUGGAUGUGCUUCGCGGUAUCCGUCUCAAGAUUCAACUCUGGAAAGCUCAUAAGCUCUUUGACUGGACCUGGUGGAACUCGGCUGUUCACAAGGUACACAAGUACACCGAUGCGCAUAUUGACCGUGCCUACAAGGAAAUCAAGGAACGCAAGAGAGCCAGUGAGGCAGGUGAAGAUGUUGGACCCGAACGUACUGAUUUACUAUGGUUCAUGGCCUCCAAUCUUGACGAUCGCGAGGAGCUUCGCUCUCAGCUCUGCCUGCUUCUCGUGCCCAACAAUGACACUACUUCCAUCUUCAUCAGCAACUGCAUCUGGCAUUUGGCUCGCAACCCUGAUGCAUGGGAAAAGUGUCGCCAAGAGGUACUGGCCCACGGUGAUGCGCCAUUGACCUUUGAAUCACUCCGUGGCAUGAAGUACGUACAGGGUAUCCUCAACGAGACCCAUCGCCUCAACCCCAACAAUGUCACUCAGGUACGCGCCUGUGUCAAGGACACGACACUUCCUCUUGGUGGUGGCAAAGAUGGCAAGUCGCCCAUCUUUGUCCGCAAGGGUGACAUGGUACAGGUGACCAAGACGGUGUUACAGCGUGAUCCCGACUAUUUUGAUAGUCACAACGUCGAUGAUUUUGUGCCUGAUCGCUGGUUGGAUUCCCGUCACUACUGGAACUUUGUUCCAUUUGGUGGAGGCCCAAGACGCUGUCCCGCUCAGAUGAUGGUCAUGACCGAGACGGCUUACAUGGUUGCUCGUCUUGCUCAGACUUACCGCAAAAUUGAGGCUAGAGAUGACAACGAGUACACAGCUGUUAUGCGAGUCGGCCCUUCCAACAAGACUGGUGUUCUAGUAGCUUUUACAAAAUAA
This is a messenger RNA of Akanthomyces muscarius, 1506 nucleotides long. RefSeq lists its product as uncharacterized. The transcript has 2 exons. Bases 1 to 1506 code for a protein of 501 amino acids. The record is from RefSeq and is a predicted model, not a curated record. Gene Ontology annotation, molecular function: heme binding; oxidoreductase activity, acting on paired donors, with incorporation or reduction of molecular oxygen, reduced flavin or flavoprotein as one donor, and incorporation of one atom of oxygen; iron ion binding. NCBI's taxonomy places the organism in Eukaryota, Fungi, Ascomycota, Sordariomycetes, Hypocreales, Cordycipitaceae.